AUGUCAAUUCCUCAUGGUAUGCUGGUUUACAAUAAUGAUAUUACAGCCGAUAGCUUGGUCGACACCAAGGGGACUCGCAAGAUAACGGAGGAAAUCUCAAGCAAAAUGCCGAAUUCUUCACUGUUUAAACUGGAUAAGGAGGAUCACACAUUAGCCAACCUUCUUCGCAUGAAGCUGCAUGAAGAUGCGCUGGUUCAUAUUGCGGGCUACCGUGUGCCUCACCCAACGCAGCACCGCGUGGAGCUGCGCGUGCAGACUUCAUCGGAUGGCUCGACUCGCCCAAUUCCUUCACCGAAGGAUGCCUUGUUGGAGGCAAUUGAUUCAUGCAUGCGGGACCUUCAAAACUUUGAAGAACAACUUCGCUGGGAAGCUCAAUCGAAGGGUCUGCAUGCGGAGUGA
Molecule: messenger RNA, 399 nt
Organism: Trypanosoma rangeli
Lineage: Eukaryota; Euglenozoa; Kinetoplastea; Trypanosomatida; Trypanosomatidae
Product: putative DNA-directed RNA polymerase II
Exons: 1
Coding region: 1-399 (132 amino acids)
Biological process (GO): transcription by RNA polymerase II
Cellular component (GO): RNA polymerase II, core complex; RNA polymerase III complex; RNA polymerase I complex
Molecular function (GO): protein dimerization activity; DNA binding
Source: RefSeq, a predicted model, not a curated record